CGCAUUCUCCAGGACUAUCUUCAUAUGUUAUCUGCAGAAUAAGUAGCACUAUUUCAAGUCAAAUAAAGCACAACAAAGAAAUACAGUGAGAAGAAGAAAGAAGUGGAUUAAAAGAUGGAUCUAGCAUAUGUUCUACGCAUGAAUGCCGGCAAUCGUGAAGGUAGCUAUGCUAAAAACUGCUUCCUACAGAAAACUGUGAUAUUCAAGGCGCGUGAUGUUUUAGAAGACGCUAUAAAGGAUUAUAGUAGCCAUGGCUUCCCUGAAUGCUUUAAGCUAGCUGAUUUGGGUUGCUCUUCUGGUCCUAACGCUCUCUUGAUUGUUGCAAAUAUACUUGAUUAUGUUCGUGCAUUAUGCCAGAAGAAAAAUUUGAAAGCACCUGAUGAGUAUCAAGUGUUUCUAAAUGAUCUUCCGAAUAAUGAUUUCAAUUCACUUUUUGAAAUGAUACCUUCAUUCCAUUCAAAAGUACUUGAAAAUGAGAGCGGUCCUGAAAAAUCAGCAAAUUGUUAUAUAUCCGGAGUUCCAGGUUCUUUCUAUACAAGACUCUUUCCGACUAAAAGCCUUCACUUUGUGCAUUCUUCCUACAGUGUUCAUUGGCUCUCCCAGGUUCCAAAGACACUGCUGGAUAGUAACAAAGGGAAUAUCUUCAUGGCGAAAGAGAGUCCUUCUAGUGUUCUUGAAGCAUACAUUAAUCAAUUUAAAAGCGACUUCACAACUUUUCUGCAGAUGAGAUCCCAAGAAAUGGUUAUUCAUGGCCGGAUGGUGUUAACACUCUUAGGCCGGAGCAUUGCAGAUCCCACCAGCAAAGAUUGUCGUUAUAUUUAUGGAUUAGUAGCGAAGUCACUUCACGACCUGUUGGCUGAGGGUUUACUUCGUGAGGAGGACAUCAAUACAUUCAAUCUACCGAUUUACACCCCAUGCACCAGUGAAUUGAAGGCAAUAAUCAAAUCCGAGGGCUCGUUCAGUCUUGACAGACUGGAAACCUUUGAAGUUAACUGGGACAUGCAGGAUGAAAAUGAAAAACUAAAGCCAGAGUAUAGCAGUGGCGAGUUUGUUGCCAAAACAAUUAGAGCUGUACUGGAGCCAUUGCUCGCUAGUCACUUCGGAAAUACUUUGAUGGACAAGCUAUUCGAGCAGUAUGCAAAGCAUGUCAGUGAGCAUCUGUCGAAGGAGAAAACAAAUUAUUUCAAUAUUGUCGUCUCCUUGACAAGGAAAUAAAUGCAAAUAAUAUAUGUCAUCCAAUAUAUUUUGUAUCAAAUAUUGUCAAACAGAAGCAGAACAUGUUGCACGACACGUGGGUCUUUCAUUAGUACUCUCUGUAAGGUACUCUGUAGAAUACAACUCUAUUAUGAAUAAUGUCUUCCGGUGUAUGAGUCAUAAUUGUUGUACAUCAAAAAAUUUGAUGGCUAUAGAUUGCUUAGAAGCUGUAUAAUUCACCAUUGUUCACAGUUUGACCCCC
Molecule: messenger RNA, 1456 nt
Organism: Daucus carota subsp. sativus
Lineage: Eukaryota; Viridiplantae; Streptophyta; Magnoliopsida; Apiales; Apiaceae
Product: benzoate carboxyl methyltransferase-like
Exons: 4
Coding region: 115-1215 (366 amino acids)
Biological process (GO): methylation
Molecular function (GO): S-adenosylmethionine-dependent methyltransferase activity
Source: RefSeq, a predicted model, not a curated record